Messenger RNA from Salvia splendens (bonfire salvia), 738 nucleotides. RefSeq lists its product as uncharacterized. NCBI's taxonomy places the organism in Eukaryota, Viridiplantae, Streptophyta, Magnoliopsida, Lamiales, Lamiaceae. The transcript has a single exon. Gene Ontology annotation, biological process: shoot system development; root development. The record is from RefSeq and is a predicted model, not a curated record. Bases 1 to 738 code for a protein of 245 amino acids.
AUGGCAUUCUCACAAAUCCACACUAGAUCCAUCAGCCUCCCUUCAAGGCUGCAUCCAAUCAACUCCACACAAUUUGAAGCUCAACUAGACAAGCUCAAAUCCACCGUUUCUCUCACCUCAUUCGACACCAUCAUCUCCGGCCUAGUAGGGCUGGCCAACCUCUACAACUCCAUUGACACGCAAGCUCCAUCAUCGCUAGAGGAAACCCUCGAGCGAUCGGUCGAGCUGCUAGACUGCUGUGGCUGUAUCAAAGAAGUAGCGCAGAUGACGAGGGAAAGCGUCCGAGCCCUUCAGUCUGCUCUGCGCAGAAAGGGCUCGGACAACUCCUCUUUAAGAAAAGACGUCGCUUCCUACGUGGCAUCACGAAAGAGGAUGAGCAAGUGCGUCAAGAAGAGCCUCAAAGCACUCAAGCGUUGGGAGGGUGCAUCGGAUGUGUGCGGCCUCACCGCCGCGGUUUUUAGGAGCGCCUUGCUCUUCUUCUCCUCGUCUUCGUCUUCUUCUUCGUCGUGGAAUCGGGUGGCGAGGCUGGUGUUGAGCAAAUCUGAGGCUGUGAUUGUGAAUGAGGUGGGAUGUGUGGAUUUGGCUCUUAGUAGUGAUGAAUUUGACAAGAAGAUGGUGCAAAGGAGUUUGCAAAAACUUGAGUCUUGUGUUGAUGGAAUUGAGGAGGGUUUGGAGAGGAUAUUUAGGGAGUUGGUGAGAAGUAGGGUUAAUCUUCUUAACAUUCUCACUAAUCAUUAG